AUGGAACGGAGAGAAUAUAUAGUAUUCAUUUUUUUUAUUUUUUUUCAAAGCUCUCGAGGACAAGUAUAUAAAGAGAUAUCCACAAGUCCAAUACAACAGAGAGAAAGCACAGAAGAGAAGAAAACGGCUUCGUUCAGCAUGGACGGCGGCGACUCUAUAGCGAUGGCGGCAAGUCCUUCGUUCCACGACGACGACUACUCUGCCGGCAACACGCCGCCUUUUGAGGAAGUUACAGUAGAUCACGUUUCUCAGACAGUCGACAAUCCCGAUCCCUACGGGUUUGGGUCGGGUCAAGCAACUCCUUUCGAUGACUCGGAGGCUCCGAUCGAUAAUGGAAAUAGUAAGCCUUACGAUCUCGGUGAAGAUUCUGAAGGAAUUUUCAGCUCCGAUGGACCGGUACUUCCUCCUCCUAGUGAAAUGAGAGAGGAAGGUUUAGCCCUACGCGAAUGGCGAAGGCAAAACGCCAUCCGUCUUGAGGAGAAUGAGAAGAGGGAAAAAGAAAUCAGAAACCAAAUUAUUGAGGAAGGUGAAGAGCAUAAGAAAGCAUUCUAUGAGAAAAGAAAGCUCAAUAUUGAGACCAAUAAGACUAACAACCGAGACAAAGAGAACGUGUAUGUAACUAAUCAAGAAAAGUUCCACAAAGAAGCUGACAAACAGUAUUGGAAAGCCAUAGCAGAGCUCGUUCCUAAUGAGGUUCCAAAUAUUGAGAAGAAAGGACGGAAGAAGGAUCAAGAGAAGAAGCCAUCCGUCAUAGUCGUCCAAGGACCCAAACCUGGAAAACCCACGGAUCUUUCAAGGAUGCGCCACAUCUUGGUGAAGCUUAAGCACAACCCACCACCUCAUAUGCUACCACCACCACCCGCACCUGCCAAGGAUGGUAAAACUGGGAAGGAUGGGAAAGAUGCUAAGAACAUUAAAGAGGCAGCUGAAGGGAUUGCACCUGCUACCGGAGAUGACGUACCUGCUAGUGAAUCCACUGUUACUCAGACAUCAUCAGAACCUGUUCCUGCUACUGUGGAGGUCUCUUUAUUCUCUUGAGGAACAUGAAAACAUCCAACUACUUGAUACGAAAACAACCAUUUCUGGCACUCGAUAGUUUGUGCCUUGCUCACAUUCCGUUGAUUUGAGGCGAAUGCAGCUGCAUUUUGUUAUUCUAAACAUCAAGAUCUUUUAUUGUAAUUGAAGUCGAGACGAUUUUCAUGUUCAUAGAAAGCUUUUUUUUUUUCUCU
Solanum dulcamara is the source of this 1229-nucleotide messenger RNA. RefSeq names its product clathrin light chain 2-like. Gene Ontology annotation, cellular component: clathrin coat of coated pit; clathrin coat of trans-Golgi network vesicle; plasma membrane. The transcript has 4 exons. Lineage: Eukaryota; Viridiplantae; Streptophyta; Magnoliopsida; Solanales; Solanaceae. Gene Ontology annotation, biological process: intracellular protein transport; clathrin coat assembly; clathrin-dependent endocytosis. Gene Ontology annotation, molecular function: clathrin heavy chain binding; structural molecule activity. The coding region runs from base 1 to 1038 and encodes 345 amino acids. The record is from RefSeq and is a predicted model, not a curated record.